ACGACCUGCGAUGAACUCGAGCAACGUCUUUUGACGUCCAAGGGUUUCGAACUCGAGGUAUAGGUUUCGCGCCGAAACUCGCGUUCCGCCGAUGGUUAACGCUCGAUGGUUCGCCAGUUCUUCGAGAUAAGAAAAGAAAAGAAAGGAAAAGAUAAAGAUAAAGAAACGCCUACGAAUAGAUAUAGAUAAUGGCCUUCCAGUUGGACGAUCUUCUAAAAGAAGAUAAGAAGGAUGGAAAUCUGUUGCCUGAUUUAAGCAAAGCAACCUGUAAUUCUCAAGAAGAAUUCCGACGGCUUUUCGAAAACUGUCCGGAAUUUAAGAUUAAGCCGGAGAAGGUGAAGAAAGACGAUGCAAAAGUGCGCGAUAAAGAAUUCUCUUGGAAGCCAACGAGGAAAGAACUGAAAGCGCAUGGAAAAGAAUGGAAUUAUGGUAAUCCAGUACCUCCGGACAUGAGGGAGUUGCAUCUUGGCGAAUUGCAACAGGUUGCUAUCGACUGGAGAAUGUUGACACCGAUCAGACCAAAGCAUCGGCAAGACGAGGAAAUGUUUUCCAGAUUGGUGGAAAUGGGGAAACUGGAAGCAAAAACAAUCGCUAAAGAACGACGAUCGAUCGUAAGUCCGAUUCGACGUAUUAAAAAUCGCGCCGGCAUGAUCGAGAGUAGCGUAAAAAUUUGUGCCGAGUGUGGCGAGGAGUAUUGCUUCGGUGAAUUUUGCGGUGAUGUCAUGUACGAUUUAUUCGUGAGGGUAACCGUUACGAUUCAACAGCCGAAAGUUAAAGUAUCGGCUGAUACCGAAGCGAUAAUAGCCAACAUGGAUCGUAAAAAGAAGCACAAGAGGAAGAAAAGAAUUAGAAGCAAGAAGAGAGCGUCCAGAAAAAGUGGUAGACUGUUGAUUCGAAGCAAAGGAAUGAAAUCUAUGGUUAACAACUUGGUAAGAAGAAACAGUAAGAGCAAAGUGGAAAAUGAGGGCGAUUCGAAGCCUGUUAAGCCGUUCAAAAGGAAAUGCAGUAAAUACACUAAGAAAGGAUUUCGAAAAUAGAAAGCGUAGGAAGUAAGAAAAAUUCACCGAUUCAUUUGUUACAAAGAUCAGUUUCAAGUAAAUGAUUGGUGAACUCAAAUGAAACGCAUGUGUUUG
Messenger RNA from Frieseomelitta varia, 1133 nucleotides. RefSeq lists its product as uncharacterized. The record is from RefSeq and is a predicted model, not a curated record. NCBI's taxonomy places the organism in Eukaryota, Metazoa, Arthropoda, Insecta, Hymenoptera, Apidae. The coding region runs from base 189 to 1037 and encodes 282 amino acids. The transcript is spliced from 4 exons.